GCAAAGCCCGGUGCCUGCAGGGAUGCCGAGGACCCGCCGCUGUGGUGCUGGUGCCGAGCAGCCGAUGACCGACCAUCCCUGACACGAGAUACAGGCAUGGGACCUCCAAAACCUCAUGGACAUCGCUGGUUUAUGCUGUAUGGACUCAGCACGUUACCCACCCAUGGCGCUCGCCCUUUAUUCGGAAGAAACGCUGAAAUACGCCAUUAGUAACGAGGUCCCCCCGGUUAUCUCCAUCGCGGGGGCAAAGGGGGAAGAUGGCGGCGGCUGCUGCUCCCCUCAGCGGCGGCGGGAAGCAGGGCGGGGGGGGGCAGCGAGGAGGGCGUCGGCUGGUACCCGCCCCUCGCGCGCCCUCCGCCCUCCCUCACGCGGCGCCGCCAUUUUGCAAGCGGACAACUGGAGGCGCUGGGCUCCGCCGUUGCCUCUGCCUGUGUCCCCCCCCCCCUUUCCCCUCCCCUCCGGCCGGGGCUGCCUUCUCUCCCGGGGCCGGGGGGCCGGAGCCGGCAGGUAAGGCCUUCAGCAAGGGGGCACACCCGCCCGCCCGCUCAGCCCACUUCAGCCGGCUGUGUGAGCGGCAGGACGUCCUCCUUCCUUAGCGCUCUGUCUCCCCCAUCCCUCAACGGCAGGGUUGAGCCGUCUGAGGAACGGCGGCUUCGUCGCCCUCCCCUCCGGGGCUGUAUGGGCAGGGAGGAACCUGCCCCGGGCUGCGGGGUGCUGCCUGCAGGUGAAAGGAGCGGUGUGCCCAGGCCUCUCCCAUGAGGAGGGGAGGGAUCUUCAGGUACCCCGGGGUCUGUGUAACUGUUCUGGAGCUGAAGGACUUGUAGGGAGGUGUGGGGUGGAGGGGUCAACCCUCUGUGUUUAGCCCAGGGAGGCAGGUUAGUGUGGAAGGUCCUUCUGGGAUCUCUCUGUGGGGAGAUGGGUGAGAGGGUUCUGUUCUUCCAGGCCGUGGGCAUCAAUUCCUUAGUACCAUGGUUAUUCCUGCCUCUGUUGCUUUCUGUGUGGGCAUCCUCAGUGUAAACCCGGUGAUGUGUACCCAGUAAUUGUUAUCAUCACGGUCUGUCUGUGUUAACUCUGUGCAGCCCAAAGGGAAGGGCAGGAGUCUGUGGGCUUCAGCCUACUCUGUGAUGUAUGUGUGCUCCUGCACCUGAUGGAGGCUUGAAAGCUUUGUCCACCUCAAGCUGAGAGCCCUGGUCCCAUGUACCCUUGUGGAGUCAUGUUCUUACACACCUAAUAAAGUUCUGUGAGCUUCCUUUUGUCCCAACAUCUGUUUCAGGGUUGAUCCAUCAAUAUUAACUCUAUAAAUGCAGCUUCCCUCCCUCCAUGUGCACUAUUGCCCACUUGUUGCUGCUGAAAUACAUCUACAAGGCAGCCCUUGGCCUAUGGUUAUGUGAAGAGCUCUGUUCAGUGUUGCUUGAGAGAUAUUAGUACCAAAGAAUGACAAGAACUGCUUCACCAAGUGGCUGCAUUGUGCAAGAGGUCAUUAUUUACAGCUACCAGCUAUAUUGAACUCUUCCUUACAUUUCAUCCUUCUUUUCUUCUAGAAGCGGAAAAACAACUUAGGUUUGAUGUUUUGUGUGCCAUCAACUGAAAUUGGGGCCAUCAUGAAUGUAACCAAGGGUGGACUGGUGCUGUUUUCAGCUAAUUCUAAUUCGUCAUGCAUGGAACUGUCCAAGAGGAUUGCUGAGCGCUUAGGAGUUGAGAUGGGGAAGGUUCAGGUUUAUCAAGAGCCAAACAGAGAAACAAGAGUGCAGAUCCAGGAGUCUGUGAGAGGAAAGGAUGUAUUCAUCAUCCAGACAGUUUCAAAGGAUGUGAAUACUACGAUCAUGGAACUCCUAAUCAUGGUGUAUGCUUGUAAAACCUCCUGUGCCAAAAGCAUUAUUGGAGUGAUUCCUUACUUCCCGUACAGCAAACAGUGCAAGAUGAGGAAAAGGGGCUCCAUUGUCUCUAAGUUACUGGCCUCCAUGAUGUGCAAAGCUGGACUAACUCACCUUAUUACCAUGGAUCUACACCAGAAGGAAAUACAGGGCUUCUUCAAUAUUCCAGUUGAUAAUCUGAGAGCAUCUCCAUUUUUACUGCAGUACAUCCAGGAAGAGAUACCAGACUACAGGAAUGCUGUAAUUGUGGCCAAAUCACCUGCGUCUGCAAAGAGGGCCCAGUCCUUUGCUGAGCGCUUACGGUUGGGAAUUGCAGUGAUUCACGGGGAGGCUCAGGAUGCAGAGUCUGACAUGGUGGAUGGUCGCCACUCGCCACCUACAGCCAAAAAUGUAGCUGCUAUUCAUCCCAGUCUGGAGAUACCCAUGCUGAUUCCUAAGGAAAAACCACCCAUCACAGUUGUUGGAGAUGUAGGAGGAAGAAUAGCUAUCAUCGUGGAUGACAUCAUAGAUGACGUUGACAGCUUCCUGGCUGCAGCUGAGACCCUCAAGGAGCGGGGGGCUUACAAGAUCUUUGUAAUGGCUACGCAUGGCCUCUUAUCUUCAGAUGCUCCCAGGCUCAUAGAGGAAUCUGCAAUCGAUGAGGUGGUUGUUACAAACACAAUCCCACAUGAAAUACAGAAACUCCAGUGCCCUAAAAUCAAGACUGUGGAUAUCAGCAUGAUCCUCUCGGAAGCCAUUCGCAGGAUCCAUAACGGGGAGUCCAUGUCUUACCUCUUCAGAAAUAUAGGACUGGAUGAUUAAUGCAUCUUCCUCUAAAGAAGUAGAAUAAACCCCAAACUGGGCCAAACUGGAAGCAGAUACCGAGCUGUGAAGUGUCAUACUUACCUUAAUAUUUCUAUUGAGCCACUUCUUGUUUUCUCUUGGUUUUAAGUAUCAAGGUAGAACAGUUUUUAAGAACAUUUUUCUUUGGAGGGUUUUGUUUUUUGGGGAGGGUAGGGAGGUGGGAGGGGAAGAAACAUUUUCAGAGAACCUGUUAGUUGCUUUUAGGUUAGUUGCACUACAUACAUGAUGGAAAACAACCCCCAAAAACACUUGAGGUAAGAAUUUGGCUUCUAAAUUAAGCAUUCCUCUCCCAAAGCUGCUUGCUACAAGUGCUUUAAAAGAUAAUAAAAUGAAGUGACUGUAUAAUACUUGCGUUUUAAAAGCCAAAAAGGUUGUACUGUUGUUGGCAGUUGAGUGAUUUUGUAGGAGUGCUUUUAUAGAAAAGCAGAUUAAAUAUGCACCUGUAUUUAUUUUCUGCCACAAAGAAUAAAGACUUGUUUUUGUGUGAGCUUUCUAAAAA
Messenger RNA from Pezoporus occidentalis (night parrot), 3216 nucleotides. RefSeq names its product phosphoribosyl pyrophosphate synthetase associated protein 2 (gene PRPSAP2). The transcript has 12 exons. The record is from RefSeq and is a predicted model, not a curated record. Lineage: Eukaryota; Metazoa; Chordata; Aves; Psittaciformes; Psittacidae. Gene Ontology annotation, biological process: 5-phosphoribose 1-diphosphate biosynthetic process; purine nucleotide biosynthetic process. The coding region runs from base 1566 to 2675 and encodes 369 amino acids. Gene Ontology annotation, molecular function: ribose phosphate diphosphokinase activity; magnesium ion binding; ATP binding. Gene Ontology annotation, cellular component: cytoplasm; ribose phosphate diphosphokinase complex.